AUGGACAGAGACCGAGAUCGCGACCGAAGACCCUUCCCACGCGAGGACCAAUACGGCGAUGGCCGUGGUCAAUCCUAUCGUCCUCCUCGCUCUCCCCCACCCCGAUCAGACACUUAUCGUGCUCCUCGCUCGCCGCCCAGAGGAAAUGCCUACGUCGACUCGUACCGCGCGCCUCCAAGAAACCGCACCCGCUCGCCUUUACCUUUCCGCCGUCGCUCGCGAAGCCCUCCGCCUUUUCGCCCAAGAGAUGGUGGAGACAGCUACAGGGGUAGGCCUCGUUCACCACCGCCUAGAAGGGGUGGCUUCAUGAGAGACGAGACAUACCGUCCUCCUCCUGCCUCUCGCUUCCACAGAGACACUCUCCCUUAUAACACCCGCUCGCCAGUACGUGCACCUCGCGAUCGUUCUCCUCUCCCUCUGAAGCGCGGUCGUGAUGUCUCGCCCGCUGGCAGUCGCGGCCGAAGAUCCCCUCCCCCUCCAGCCAAGCGCGAAAGACUCGACUCUCCACCUCGUUCGAGAUACAAUGCCUACCCUCCGUCGAGAGAUGUUAGCCCUGGACCUGGACGCGACAGACGGGAGAUGCGUUUGACUCCUCCUCGUGGUGUCACUCGCGGCUACCGCUUGUUAUCGCGUUCUCCUAUGCAACACAAUGAGAACAUCAAUCCUCGCAAAGUUGACUGGAGACGUCGUUCGCCAUCCCCUGCAAGACCUCGUCCUGACCUCAUGUCCACUGAGAACUCUGGGCCUGGUUCCGUCACCAGCUCGAGACGCUCAUCUCCGCCGAUCCACCCUAGCAGGCUUGCUACAAUCGACACACUGCCCAAAGAAGAUUUAUUCCACAACCGCGGACCUCGUGCUAUCUCGCCAGCCCCUGCACCGCCAAGGUCACCUGUCGCCUCGAAACCUCGAUCGCCGAUCCCUCCCAGACCCAGAUUACCAAUUGCUCCGCCAGCAGACGUCCGCUCCCCUAUCCGCAAGCGUGAACCCACACCUCCACGUGAGCGCGAGAUUCCUACCGGACCGGCCAAUCGUGCUCCUCCGACCGGCCCGGCGAGACACGACGAAGUUCCUCAAGUCAGAGCGCCGCCGACUGGACCUGGAGCCUCGAGAUCGUAUGCGCAAGCAGCUGGCGAUGUACCCAUCCCUACUGGUCCCAGAAUGAGAGUCAAUUCGCCUCCUACGCAUCCAAGAGGAGGCAUGCCAUCCAGAGGCGGCUAUCAGAGGGACUACCCUCCUCGAGACUUUGGCUCGCGUGGAGAUUAUCAUGGUCCGCGUGGAAGAGGAGGACCUUAUGGUGGGCCGUCAUACCGUGGAGGCCGUGGUGGAGGCUAUGUUACGCAACAUAAUAGAGACCCAGACUUUGUCUCUGCACCACCCUCAGGACCUCGUGGUUCCAUGGGUCCGCAUGGUCCAGCUGCUUCAUUCAGAGGUGGAGCGCACAGUUCUGGCACUUACCCACGCACAACACGCUUUGCGCCUAACGGAGCGCCACUGCCUUCUGGUCCCAAAGCAGACAUUGUAAUGGGCGGCAUGGGAGAAGACGACAGAGGAGUCAAGCCUGUCAAUGUCUAUCUCGCAGACUUGCCCCGCAUUGUCGAUGGCGGAAUCAGAGCACCUGAACUUUACGACCGAGGACGCUUGAACAAGCUAGAGGAUGAGGCAGAGAAGCUGCGACAAGUCAUAGAAGACAAACAAGCACGCAAGCGCAAGGGCCUAAGAGAAUGGGCUAAGCUCAGCCGUGAGAGCGAGACUGCGAGUUAUAGAGCGCAGUUGGCCGACGAGAACGUGAGAGCACUCGCUGGGGAGAAUGACGGCGGCGCUGCAUACUAG
Aureobasidium subglaciale EXF-2481 is the source of this 1830-nucleotide messenger RNA. RefSeq lists its product as uncharacterized. The transcript has 2 exons. NCBI's taxonomy places the organism in Eukaryota, Fungi, Ascomycota, Dothideomycetes, Dothideales, Saccotheciaceae. The record is from RefSeq and is a predicted model, not a curated record. Bases 1 to 1830 code for a protein of 609 amino acids.